Molecule: messenger RNA, 725 nt
Organism: Rubroshorea leprosula
Lineage: Eukaryota; Viridiplantae; Streptophyta; Magnoliopsida; Malvales; Dipterocarpaceae
Source: the annotation of a GenBank genome assembly
UCGCUUAUUUCUUCUUGUCUUCCUUCUUAUUCUUCUUCUUCUUCUUCUUUUUCUUCUCCUCCGGCUAUUGCCUCCUCUUUUUCUUCCAUUCAAUGCGGCUGGAUUAAUUGUUUAUGUUUAUAAUUACAUUAUUGAUAUAAUUUUAGGUUUAUAUUUUUUCAAUCUCCUCUCUUUUAAUUUUCUCUUUCAUUGUUUCUCCCUAUUUGAUUAAAUACUAAUUUGUGUUAUUCAUCAAUUUAUUUUCAUUUUUAAUUUGUUUUCCAGGAAACAUUAGGAGAUAAUCAUUGGGACGUGGUCUUUGUCGGUGAUUUACUGACAUGGCCCAAAUUGCGAAGCGUUUUCUUGUAUUGGCAGACGUGAUGUUCAUCAAUGAUCAGCUCAGAGCUCGAGGCCCUCCUCUAUCUUCAGACGCUAUCCUUGUCGGUAAUUUACCGACAUGGAAACCAGAGAUGUUUUCCGAUGAAUUGUUCCGGUUCUUUCUUUGCAAGAUGUUUCUUGUCGGUAAUGAAGAGUGAGUUUACCGACGUUAUUUUCAUCUACGUCGGUGAAUGAAUUACCAAGCUCAGUUUCACCGACAAAGCCAUUACCGAUGUGAUCCAAGUGGGAAGCUUGUUUCACCGACCAGAUUCCCUCUUUUACUGACAUGAUUUCUCGUUGGUGACACAGUGAAUUCUUGUAGUGUGAAUUUUAACUUUUUUUACUUUAAAUAAUUAGUUAUGGUGUUU